Vanessa tameamea is the source of this 1399-nucleotide messenger RNA. RefSeq names its product peroxiredoxin 2 (gene Jafrac1). The coding region runs from base 151 to 738 and encodes 195 amino acids. The record is from RefSeq and is a predicted model, not a curated record. The transcript is spliced from 5 exons. Lineage: Eukaryota; Metazoa; Arthropoda; Insecta; Lepidoptera; Nymphalidae. Gene Ontology annotation, cellular component: cytosol. Gene Ontology annotation, biological process: response to oxidative stress; cellular response to stress; removal of superoxide radicals. Gene Ontology annotation, molecular function: thioredoxin peroxidase activity.
GUUUUGUAGUAUUUAAAGACAAGAUUUAUCUUAUCUGUGGGUACAGUUAUUCCGUUGUUCCGGCCGGCGCUCAUUUGUCAUUUUCACGCCGUUGUUCGUGGUACAUUCGGUUCAUUUUCUGCGACCUCUGUUUCUUUCAUCUUCAACAAGAUGCCGCUGCAGCUGACGAAGCCCGCGCCGCAGUUCAAGACGACCGCCGUCGUCAACGGCGAGUUCAAGGACAUCGCGCUCUCCGACUACAAGGGGAAAUAUGUCGUGCUGUUCUUUUAUCCGCUCGACUUCACGUUCGUGUGCCCGACGGAGAUCAUCGCGUUCUCGGAGCGCGGCGACGACUUCCGCCGGCUGGGCUGCGAGGUGCUCGCCGCCUCCACCGACUCGCACUUCUCGCACCUCGCCUGGGUCAACACGCCGCGCAAGCAGGGCGGGCUGGGCCCCAUGAACAUCCCCAUCCUGAGCGACAAGUCGCAGCGCAUCGCGCGCGACUACGGCGUGCUGGACGAGGAGACGGGCGUGCCGUUCCGCGGCCUCUUCAUCAUCGACGGCAAGCAGAACCUGCGCCAGAUCACCGUCAACGACCUGCCAGUGGGCCGAUCCGUUGAUGAGACCCUCCGUCUCGUCCAAGCUUUCCAGUUCACCGACAAGCACGGUGAAGUCUGCCCGGUCAACUGGACCCCCGGCUCCAAGACCAUCAAACCAGACACCAAGGCCGCUAAGGAAUACUUCGUAGAUGCCAAUUAAUUCAUUAUCAAGCAUUAGAUGUGGUCGAUGUAUUAUAUAUUCACUUUGUAUAAAGUAUAAAAUGAUAUCUUUUGGCAUAUAUACAAGAUUUCCGUGAUUAUGUUUAUAAAAUUACAUGUUUCUGAGCUCGGUCAACAUGGAUAUUGUUAUCAUUGUAUAGUAAAUUAUGAUGUUAUAUUCGUAAAUCAUAAAUGCUUAAAUUGCACAACUAAGAUUUUGGUGUGAAUGGAUUUAGCUAUUGAGUCCUUUAUUUUACCAUUCCGUCAAACGGAUAAAAUAUCAGAUACCGUACAAAUGGCCUUUACAAGCAUCAUACACACACUAUGCCAACUAUAUGACUCCAGGGUAGGUACGUGCACAGUGCGUACAAGCCCUGCAUGUUGAUAAUCGAGUUUUGUAAACUUUCGACCGCAUCUAAUAGUUGAAUUUAAUGUUUUAAUAUAUCCCUGUGAUACGUUAGCUCGUACAGACAAUAUCUUGAAUUGUUUUGCUUAUUUUAAGUUGUGAUGCAGUUUUCCGUUCGGUAUGCGAAUCUCAGUUAUGCGUACUGAAAUAUUGUUGGAAGUUAUUUAAUACAUUUUACAAGAACUUAUCAGUAUUGGACAGAGAUCCUACGAAUUGUAAUAUUUAUCGAGGCUGUAAUUAAAUGCUGUCAAGUAAA